AUGUGCGUUGGGUUUGGUCGGAAAACAGAGUUUUGGUGUAAAGCAGAGCGUUUACAGAUUUUGUGGCUGUGCCCUCAAUUUCGCUCAUCCUAUGCUUUUGCAUCCCAUAUUACACUUGAGUGCGCUUUGCAAACUCACCCAAACAUCACGAUAAUUGGAGAAGAGGUUUAUGCCCACAAGCAGACAUUGAAAAAUGUUACUGAUUACAUUGUAGAUGUUAUCUGCAAACGGGCUGAACUCGGUUACAAUUAUGGUGUUAUACUAAUUCCGGAAGGAUUGAUUGAUUUCAUCCCUGAGGUACAGGAGCUUAUUGCAGAACUAAAUGAGAUUCUAGCUCAUGAGGUUGUUGAUGAAAGCGGGCUGUGGAAGAAGAAACUGACUGAGCAAUCCCUGAAGCUGUUUGAGUUUUUACCCGAGGCAAUUCAGGAACAGUUGAUGCUCGAGAGAGAUCCACACGGCAAUGUCCAGGUGGCUAAGAUAGAGACGGAGAAGAUGCUCAUUCAAAUGGCUGAGACUGAAUUAGAGAAAAGAAGGCAAGAGGGUACAUACAAAGGGAGAUUCAUGGGACAAUCCCACUUCUUCGGAUAUGAAGGAAGAUGCGGUUUGCCAACAAAUUUUGAUGCCACCUACUGCUAUGCCAUUGGUUAUGCCGCAGGAGCUCUCCUUCGCAGUGGAAAAACCGGGUUGAUUUCAUCGGUGGGAAACUUGGCAGCUCCAGUGGCAGAAUGGACUGUCGGUGGCACUGCGCUCACUUCUUUGAUGGAUGUGGAGAGGAGACACGGUAAGUUCAAGCCUGUGAUCAAGAAGGCAAUGGUUGAACUUGAAGGUGCACCGUUCAAGAAAUUCGCAUCGCAAAGGGAGGAAUGGGCGUUGAAGAACCGUUACAUCAGUCCCGGUCCGAUACAGUUCAAAGGUGCAGGCUCAGACGCCGUCAACCACACUCUACUCCUGGAACUCGGGGCUCACUAACAUAAUUCCCCCUUGUCAAAUCGGCCUUUUUGCCCAGAAGAAGAGGAACGAAACAGAAUCGGAAGUGUAAAUGCCAUUUGGUGAAAGACACAAAGAGAAGAACACAAACCCAUGUCCAAAAAGACACAAAUGAAGACGCCAGAGACUUUGGCAGAUCAACACAGAAGAGUUAAGAACUCACAGAUCACACAAUCACUGACUCUGUGUCUGCUUUUUCUUUCUUUUUUUCUACCUUUUAAAAUUUUCUCUAGCAUUUUUAUUUAAUUUUUUUUUCUUCUGCUGUUUCCCUCUCUUCCAUAACUAUCACUAUUUAGGAUUUUCCUGUGAAAAAAGGGCUGAUUGUUGUAGCAUAAAUCCCGGGAGACCACCUUUAUGUAUGCAAAUAAAAGAACGCGAUCCUUUUUUCA
This is a messenger RNA of Tarenaya hassleriana, 1376 nucleotides long. Its product is annotated as pyrophosphate--fructose 6-phosphate 1-phosphotransferase subunit beta 1-like. The record is from RefSeq and is a predicted model, not a curated record. The coding region runs from base 1 to 969 and encodes 322 amino acids. Lineage: Eukaryota; Viridiplantae; Streptophyta; Magnoliopsida; Brassicales; Cleomaceae. Gene Ontology annotation, cellular component: cytosol. Gene Ontology annotation, molecular function: 6-phosphofructokinase activity; diphosphate-fructose-6-phosphate 1-phosphotransferase activity. Gene Ontology annotation, biological process: glycolytic process; response to glucose; photosynthesis. The transcript is spliced from 11 exons.